AUGCAGUCGUGGAGAAGGAAGUCCCUCUGGCUGGCACUGUUGGCCUCCUGGCUCCUCAGCCUCCUAGGAGUCUUUCCCCUUCUCCGCCUGGCAGUGCCCGCCAGACCUCAGGCAAGGCGCCCCCAAGGUUGGCCCCGUUGGCUGGAUGCAGAGCUCCUGCAGAGUUUCUCCCAGCCUGAGAAGGUCCCAGAAGAUGCCCCUCAGUCUUCGAAAGCCCCCCGUAGUGGCAGCUGCAGCUGGGGAACUUGCUUUGACACCUCGAAGUGCAGGGGUGCUGGUUUCAAGGUAUUUGCGUACCCAGCAGCUGGACCCAUCUCUGAGACUCAGCGCAGGAUCUUGGCUUCCAUUGAGGGGUCCCACUACCACACACUCAGACCUGCUGAGGCCUGCCUUCACCUGCUCCUCAGCCCGGACACCCCGGCCGGAGAGUGCAGCCCGGUGGCCCCACAAUGGAACGGGGGCAAGAACCACCUGGUCCUCCGGCUCCACCCAGCCUCCUGUUCCCGGAACUUCCAGCUGGGACAAGCAAUGGUGGCCGAGGCCAGCCCCCCAGUGGACACCUUCCGGCCUGGCUUUGACGUGGCCCUCCCGCUUCUCCCUGAAGCCCACCCGUUUCGAGGUGGGGCUCCUGGCCAGCUGCAGCAGCACAGCCCCCACCCCGGGGUGGCCCUGCUAGCCCUGGCAGAGGAGAGGGGCGGGUGGCGCACGGCAGACACCAACUCCUCUGCCUGCCUCUGGGAUGGGCACUGUGAGCAGGACCGAGGACCUGAGCAGUCCCACCCUGGGGCAACGCUGCCCAAUGCUACCUUCUGCCUCAUCCCUGGCCGCCGUCCUGAUGCCUUGCGCUUCCUCCAAACUCUGCAGGCUGGCUGCAUCCCUGUGCUUCUCAGCCCUCGCUGGGAGCUGCCCUUCUCCGAGGUCAUCGAUUGGACCAAGGCGGCCAUUGUAGCUGAUGAGCGGCUCCCCUUUCAGGUCCUGGCUGCCCUCCAGGAGAUGCCCCCCACGCGGGUCCUGGUCCUGCGUCAGCAGGCCCAGUUUCUGUGGGACACCUACUUCUCCUCAGUGGAGAAGGUCAUCCAUACCACUCUGGAGAUUAUUCAGGAUCGGAUCCUUGGAGCAUCUGCUCACCCCUCGCUGUUGUGGAACAGCCCCCCGGGGGCACUCCUGGCCCUGUCCACCUUUUCCACAAGCCCCUCGGACUUCCCCUUCUACUACCUUCAGCAGGGCUCUCGCCCUGCAGGCAGGUUCAACGCCUUGAUCUGGGUGAAGGCCCCAGGCCAGCCCCCGCUGAAGCUCAUCCAGGCGGUGGCAGGAUCCCAGCACUGUGCCAAGGUCUUGGUUCUCUGGAGCAGUGAGAAGCCACCCCCACUCAGGUGGCCUGAGAUAGCAGUGCCCUUGAUAGUCAUUGAAGGGCACAGGAAGGUCAGUGACCGCUUCUUCCCAUACAGUGCCAUCAGCACCGAUGCCAUCCUCAGCCUUGAUGCCCACAGCAGCCUUUCCACAAGUGAGGUGGACUUUGCUUUUGUGGUAUGGCAGAGCUUUCCAGAGCGAAUGGUGGGUUUUCUGACGUGGAGCCACUUUUGGGAUGAGGCCCGGAAUGGCUGGGGCUACACUGCCAAGAGGGCCAACGAAUUCUCCAUGGUCCUCACCUCAGCUGCCUUCUAUCAUAGGUAUUACCACACCCUCUUCACCCACUCCCUGCCCAAGGCUCUGAGGACCCUGGCAGAUGAAACACCCACCUGUGUGGACGUCCUGAUGAACUUCCUAGUAGCAGCAGUCACCAAGCUACCCCCUAUCAAGGUGCCCUAUGGGAAGCAGCAUCAGGAAGCCAGAUCACUACCGGCGCCUGGGGACCUGGGACCCGCGCCUGAGCCGCAGCACGCAGACCAAAACUGCAUGAACCAGAUGGCGGCAGGGUUCGGCCACAUGCCCCUGGUGUCCUCUCGCCUUCGUCUGGACCCAGUGCUCUUUAAGGACCCGGUGUCCGUGUUGCGCAAGAAGUAUCGCAGCCUGGAGAAGCCCUAAGAAGGACC
This is a messenger RNA of Pteropus alecto (black flying fox), 2033 nucleotides long. RefSeq names its product exostosin like glycosyltransferase 1 (gene EXTL1). Gene Ontology annotation, cellular component: membrane. Bases 1 to 2025 code for a protein of 674 amino acids. The transcript has 11 exons. The record is from RefSeq and is a predicted model, not a curated record. Gene Ontology annotation, molecular function: glycosyltransferase activity. NCBI's taxonomy places the organism in Eukaryota, Metazoa, Chordata, Mammalia, Chiroptera, Pteropodidae.